AAGACAGGAGCCUUAAAGAGCAAUAGGAGACUCGAUCAGCUCAUCUCCAAGGAACAAUGAAUAUCUGCAGAUAUGCAGAGAGACAGAGCCCUAGUGAAGGUGAUGUUUAUGCAUCAUCGCACCACUUUGACUGCCCCCAAAUUAGGAUUGUCCUGCUGGGCAAAACAGGAGUGGGGAAAAGUGCAGUUGGCAACACCAUCCUGGGCAGGACGGAAUUUGAAUCUGCCCUCAAGAAUGUGUCUGUCACCCACCGGUGUCAAAAGGAAUAUUGUGACAUUUCCAAUAGACACGUGGCUGUUAUUGAUACACCAGGCCUGUUUGACACUGACCAGCCCAGUGAACAAAUCCAGAAUGAGAUAGUGAGAUGUAUCCAGGUCUCCUCCCCAGGGCCACAUGCUUUCCUGGUGGUCAUGCAACUGAACAGAUUCACAAAGGAGGAGAAGAUGUGUGUCGAAGCUCUGCAGGAGAUCUUUGGUGAAGAAGCAAAUAAAUUUAUGAUCAUCCUGUUCACUCGUGGAGAUGACCUCCAAAAGCAAACCAUUCAUAACUUUGUCAGGGAUGCUCACCCAGACCUGAAGGGGGUGAUCAGGAAGUGUGGGGACAGGUACCACGUCUUCAACAACAAUGACUCGUCCAAUAGGGACCAGGUGAAUCAGCUAUUGGACAUGAUUGAGCGCAUGAUGGCCAUGAAUGAGGAAAAUUUCUAUACACAGGAGAUGUACAAGGAAGCAGAGACAAAGAUUAGCAAGAAGGUUGAGACCAUGAUCAGGGCGAGGAAUAAGGAGAUCAAUAGAAAGAACAGAGAAGAGAGAAAAGGUUUCAGGGAACAGCGGGAGAAGAACAGGUUGAAAGACACACAGAAACCAGCACAUGAGCUGGAGGCAGAGAUUGACAAGAAGAUCAAUAAAAUGAAGGAGGAAAUUGAAAGGCAGAUGAGAGAGAUGUUAAUAGAACCUCAAAGGUUGGAAAACAUAAAAAAAAUAGCAUAUGAGCUUGGUAGUGCAGUGGAUGCAGAGAUUGACAAGAAGAUCAGUAUAAUGAAGGAGGAGAUUGAAAGGGAGAUGAUAGAGGUGUUAAGAGAGACUCAAAGAAAAGCAGAGGAGUCAGAGCUUAAUUUCAGUUUUGCAAAAAAACUGAAGCAGAAAGUCGCCCGGGCUUUCAGGAUUAGUAAGCAGUGAUGCCUCUAACAUUUUUUUGAAUAACUUUGUCAUUAUAGUCAUUACAGACUUACAGGCAUUAUGAUUUUUUGCAAAAUUACCAAAACAAAAAGUGUCAUGUGUUGUAUUGGAGACCUUUGUUGAUAACGUUUGUUGAUAAUUUAACACAUUUUUACAAAUAAGGUUCACCAUGUUUUAAAGCUUUAAACAUCAUCCUAAAACAACCAGUUGUAGGUUUAUAUUGAAUGCAUUUAUUUGGAGUGCAGGUGUGAGACACACCUGGGUUAAGAGAAUCUGUCUUUUGGUUUUAUUUUACAUGAAUACCAAAAAAGAAUGGAAGAAAUGGUUUACCCCACAAUGUAAAAAGUGUUCAUGUUAUUUAAAUUUCAAAUGUACAGUUUAAAUAAAUUCAUUUUCUGUUUAUUUAAAUGAAGUCUAAUUUCAAAAGUGUCAGAAUUCUUAAAAAUAUAUAUAUAUUAUGUCUUUUAAAGAAAAAAUGUAACCAUAUAGCAAUAGUGAGUUGA
Molecule: messenger RNA, 1681 nt
Organism: Paramormyrops kingsleyae
Lineage: Eukaryota; Metazoa; Chordata; Actinopteri; Osteoglossiformes; Mormyridae
Source: RefSeq, a predicted model, not a curated record